This is a messenger RNA of Anolis carolinensis (green anole), 7191 nucleotides long. It is a transcript of the gene kel, whose product is annotated as Kell metallo-endopeptidase (Kell blood group). Gene Ontology annotation, cellular component: plasma membrane. The coding region runs from base 376 to 2571 and encodes 731 amino acids. NCBI's taxonomy places the organism in Eukaryota, Metazoa, Chordata, Lepidosauria, Squamata, Anolidae. Gene Ontology annotation, molecular function: metalloendopeptidase activity. Gene Ontology annotation, biological process: protein processing. The transcript is spliced from 18 exons. The record is from RefSeq and is a predicted model, not a curated record.
AAGGAAGGAAAGAAAGAGAAGAAGGAAGGAAAGAGAGGAAGGGAAGGGAAAAAGCGAUUGCAGACUCCCAACGAUAGAAAUGUAGUUACUUUGUCAAAAGACAAUGAACAUAGUCAUUCCAUUCUAGGGAUGUGUGAAGUGUAUAUUCUAGUGUUAGAGGAAGAGGGUGGGUGGAGUAGCUACGAAGUUCUGUUUUCUUGAAGGAUGUUAUUUUGACCAUCCUCUCUGCCACUCCUCUUUAGUGCCUUCAGUCAGGCUGGAAGAAAAGGCUUUGUCUUUGAUCUGAAACUAUAUUAUUCUCUGCUUGAGAAGAAGGUGGACGGGAGAAAGAACCAGCAAGAAGAGAAGUUUUACAAAGAAGUCCACAGUGAAACUAUGAGGACUCCACCACAGGUCUCUGAGGACUCAGGAGGAGUUGUAAAAAGAAGUCGACGAAGAAAAAUCCUGCUCCUUGGUGUUCUGCUGUUCAUAGUGGUCCUUGGCCUUGUGCUACUCAUCGUCUUCACAACUCUUACAUGUAACCUAGAAACCUGCAAUACGACGACAUGUCUUCUGCUUCUGGCAAGGUUCCUGAAGGCCCAUAAUCAUACCAUCGAUCCUUGUGAAGAUUUCUUCAGUUACACCUGUGGCAACUGGGACUCCAACUACACACAAGGGAUGGACAUGCCACUGAUGAAUGUCUUUGAUGUACUCUUGGAAGAAAACCAGCUCAUUAUGAAGAAGCUCUUAGAGGAGCCACGGCUGGGGGUUAAAAGCUCAGCGAAGGAGAAAGCUGUACGGUUUUAUACUUCUUGCAUGGAUACAGAACAGAUUGAAGCUCGAGGUGCUCAACCUUUGAAGCAGAUCGUAAACGAGGUUGGUGGCUGGAACAUCACAGGCUCCUGGGAUGAGACAGAUUUUAACCGGACCCUUCAACUACUCAUGGGAAAAUACAACACUUUUCCUUUCUUCAAAGCCUAUGUGGGUCCCAGUUCAUCUGAUCCAAGCAUGAACAUUAUCCAGAUUGACCAUCCAGAGUUUGAGUUACCAUCAGAAACAGACCUUAAGAAAACAAUGAAAUAUCCCCAGAUUCUGCGGUCAUACUACUUGUACCUUAUGACAUUAGGACAACUUAUGGGAGGCAAUACAGAGAUUACUUCCACCUACAUUUCCUUGGCAUUUUCCUUUAUCUCAAACCUUCAGAAGGCUGUUACCCCCUUGAAAAAGCGACAAGAAAAAAGGAUGCUUUUUUACUUCACCACAAUCAGAGAGCUGCAGGAAAAUGCUCCUGCUAUUGACUGGCUGUCAUGCCUCCAAGCAGCUUUCCAUCCUGUAAAGCUGAACAUGUCUCAGCAAGUUGCUGUGCAUGACAUGGAUUAUUUGCAAGGAAUGUCACAACUGAUUGCAGAAUGGCAAAAGAAGAGGAUUUUUUUUAUCUUUCCCCCCUUCAGAGAUGUACUACAGAUCUACAUGAUACUUUGCCUAGUUGGAAAUCUCUCCCCAGCCUUAAACAGACAGUUCCAAGAAGCUCGUCAGAAUCUGACCGACCUGCUAUAUAGUGGAACAACAGAAUCGCCUAUGGUGAGGUCUGAGCGAUGGAGAAAAUGCCUGAGUGAGACCAGCACAUUUUUUGGCCCUGUACUUGGGAGGAUGGUUGUACAGGAGAUUUUCCCUCAGAAGGCCAAGGAUCUCGCUGAACUCAUAUUUGCUGAGAUCCGAGAUGCCAUCCACAGCCAUCUGGAUCGUGUGGAGUGGAUGGGCUAUCAGUCUCGCCAAGCGGCCAAGGAAAAGAUCUAUAAUCUCCAGGUGGAGAUUGGAUACCCAGAGAAGAUCUUCCAGACAGAUGAGGUAGAUGCUGAGUAUCAAGAGCUGGAAAUUUAUGAAGAUACCUUUUUCCAUAAUGUGGUUGCCUGUCUGAAGGUUUUGAGGAAGAGGUUCUCACUGAAACUUGUCAAUUCUCAUCUACAGGAAAACUGGGAAGUGGCCCCUUGGUCAGUACAUUCAUACUAUUCGCUGAGACGACAUGCUGUCGUUUUUCCUGCUGGUAUGUUUCGCAGCCCUUUCUUCCAUACUGAAUUUCCCAGUGCUGUGAACUUUGGAGCUAUGGGGUUUUUCAUGGCACAUGAGCUGCUCCAUUCCUUCUAUGAUUAUGUGUUGACUAAGAACUGUUCUUCCUGUGACAUGAAAACAUUGAUGCAAGGUAUAGAGUGCCUCGUGAAACAAUAUGAGAACUACUCCGUGGAAAGCCACCCUAUCAAUGGUUCAUUUACUCUUCUAGAGAAUGCUGCCGACACAGAGGGACUUGCCAUUGCUUACCAGGCCUAUCAGAACUGGUUGGCAAAGCAGAGUGGGGUGAAAGAGCUACCUUGGCCUGAGCUUUCACACAAUCAACUCUUCUUCCUCAGUUUUGCUCACGCUAUGUGUGGACACCCAAGAUUCAAAGGACCACAAGGCUUCUUACAUAGGGAUCCACACAGUCCUCCUUCAUCUCGUGUCCGUGGGUCUUUAAGCAACAGCCAAGAUUUCUCCAAGCUCUUCCACUGUCCAAGUGAGUCAGGGAUGAAUCCAAGUCUAAAGUGUCACAUCUGGUAGAACAGCCUGAAGAGUUCAUGGAACAAUCAAUGCAAAAAAACAGAACCUAUGGGAUCAUAUGGCUCUAGUGGCAUGAGCCGUGCCCAUUAACUUUGUUUUUUCCAUUCUUUCUGGUGCAAUCUGUUGAUCCUCGUUGAAGGUGUUCCAACCAUUCGCCAAGUGGGAAUACCAUACAAAGACAUAAAAAAACUUUAUAUUCUAACUUUGCCUUGGGGAAGGCUCAAAUCAGGAAAUUGAAGAUCACAUUCAACAUCUCUGGUGUUUUUGUCUUGUGACUCUGUUCCAAUCAACUAUUAAUAUAACAGAGAGAGACUUCUUAACUACUGUGAGAAUGCACUGCAUGCUGCAGCAUUGCUGGGACUAACAAAAGUGUUGAAUGACGCCAUGAUGAAAUUUUCAUUAAGAUGUUGACCGAGUGUCUGGACCGUACUACUUUGGAGCAUAAGUAGGAACUCACGAUUGAAUGGUUCAUACAAAAAAAAAUCCAGCGAUAGAAGAGCUAGUGAAAAUGUACCACUACAUUACAUUUACACUAAAAAAAACUAAAAUACAGAUUACGUUUACAUUUUAAAAAUCCAUUUCAUUCAUACAUUUGAUUCUAACCUGCUGUUUAAAAUGACAUUAUAUUAAAUCAUUUUCUUUCUUCUCCACUGUCUGUCUUACUGCUGUUUUCCUUCCUUUUUCCUCUUCUGUGUGCCUGCUCCACGCUUCCACAUGUUUCUGGUUUUCUGUGAUUCCUUCAAUCUGCUCUCAUUGUUCAUGUAGCUGUCUUCAUCACUUCCUCUCAUCUUUCCUGCCAUCUUUCCACCCACUCUCUCAUUCUGCAAUUUCCCUUCCUUGAUAUACUUCUGCAUUGUGAGACAGCCCACUGCAGGAUUACUCUUCCUGCUUCUCAUUCUCUCGCAUUUCUCCCUGCCUGUUAUGACUUCUGUCAUUGACAGCUGUUACCCAGCACAGAAUAAAAAACUCAGAAGGAUCUGGGUCAGCAGCAUAUGGGAGACAAUGGGAAGAAAAAAAUAUAUGACCAACAAAAUGCCAUUUUCUUCCAUAUGGCUCCUUUCCAAAUGUCCUGGAAAUUACACUGAAAUGUGUUUGGAUUUUUUUUUUCAUGUCAGGAUUGACUUGAGAAACUGCAAGUCGAUUCUGGUGUGAGAGAAUUGGCUGUCUACAAGGAUAUUGCCCAGGGGAUGACUGGAUGUUUGAUGUUUUAUUAUCCUUGUGGGAGGCUUCUCUCAUGUCCCCGCAUGGGGAGCUGGAGCUGACAGAGGGAGCUCACCUGCUCUCCCCAGAUUCCAACCGCCGACCUGUCAGUCUGCAGUCCUGCCAGCACAGGGGUUUAACCCAUUGCGCCACCAGGGUUUGGAAUAAAGAUGCAUCAUAGUGUGACUUAUUUUUUUCAAAAACGUAAUUUAACAAAAUCAAUAUUAACACUAGUUGUUUUUUAAAUCCCCUCCUAGGUACAAGGGAGAAGAGUUAUAUCCUGGUAUCUCCCUUAAAUGGUAGCAACCUAAAUUCAAAGAUUAAAAAAAAAUGAACAACUACUCCACUUAGGUCUGAAUGUUACAUUGUAAUGUAAGCUGACAAUAAUAAUGGCUGGAUUUGAUCUUCCAAAUGCUCCAAAGCAAACCAUAAUGUAAAGCCAGUUAUCUGAUUUUAUUUACUGUUUCAUCUGUUGCAUAUGUUCUCUUCCAUAUGGAGGCAAAGCAAUGGCCAUAGGAAUGGCUUUGUUAAUACAGACUUCACAUCAAAUUAUACUUUGCAGUUUGCAAACACCAUGGUAUGCCAACCCAUCUCAAAACAUGGUUUCUGGAUUGUGGGUUGCAAAUCAUAGCUCAGCAGAUCCAAUAUCACCAAAAAUGAUAAUUAUGUUAUAAUUUGGUAUGAUAUUUGAAUUGAGCCUAAGUUUUUUAAAAAUGUCAUUUUUAUCACACUUUAUACAGGCGAGGUUGUAUUGUAAUGAGUUGCUUAAGUUUGGUUGGGUGCGUUUUCAUCCCAAGUCAGAGGGAAUGUGUCUUCCCCCCUUUAUUUGUCAUCUGAAUGCAAACAGGUGUCCAACUAUCAGCCUGUGGGUUCAAGCCAAGCUUUGAAACAAAUGGCUUGUUUCGUCUCUUCCAGCUCUGUGAGUCUAUGAAAUGCAUGUUGUUGUUAAAAUUAUCAUUCACAAUUUCACGUGUAUAGAAACCUCCAUGUAUAAUUCAGAUAAAUGCAACUGCACUAUGAUCUCGGGUACAUACUGGAAAAAGGGGUUAAGGCCAGUGCUGCUGUGUUUCUCGGGAGCUUUACAGUUUCUCCAGCUCUAUGAUUUUUCUCACCUGUAUAAUGUAAAGACCUCGUAGUAUCCAAUGUUCUCACAAACUGUUGACAUUGGUGUGGCAACCUGGCUUUCAGAAGGGUAAGAUGGAGGCAAACCACAUUUGCAAAAAUUAAGAGCUAGAUGGGCAAGAGAAGGCUUUGGCUCAGCAUGCUGUUGCAAGGGGGAACAAAUGGACAUAGGCAUGAAAUAAAUACAGUAGAGUCUCACUUAUCCAACAAUCGCUUAUCCAAUAUUCUGGAUUAUCCAACGCAUUUUUGUAGUCAAUGUUUUCAAUAUAACGUGAUAUUUUGGUGCUAAUUUUGUAAAUACAGUAAUUACAACAUAACAUUACUGUGUAUUGAACUACUUUUUCUUUCAAAUUUGUUGUAUACCAUGGUGUUUUGGUGCUUAAUUUGUAAAAUCAUAACCUAUUUUGAUGUUUAAUAGGCUUUUUCUUAAUCUCUCAUUAUCCAACAUAUUCGCUUAUCCAACGUUCUGCCGGCCUGUUUAUGUUGGAUAAGUGAGACUCUACUGUAGCAAAAGCUUGGUCUCAAGUCAAUUUGGCAAAAGCUUGCCGUCUUUUCUGCACAAAGAUUUUGCAUCUCCUGGUUUUGCUCCUCAGGCUUGUCCACUCUGUUGAUGGGCCAUUCAAUGAUCCAUUCUCUAUGUGGUCAACUCUAACCCGAGUUAGUGUCUAGUACAGUGGUUCUCAACCUGGGAUCCCCAAAUGUUUUUGGCCUACAAUUCCCAGAAAUCCCAGCCAGUUUACCAACUGUUAGGAUUUCUGGGUGUUGAAGGCCAAAAACAUCUGGAGACCCCAGGUUGAGAACCACUGGUUUAGUAGAAUGUAUAAGAAAACUCUGUCUUUAUUGAUGGUGGACAACAGAAUUAAUCCUCUAUUUUAGUCCAUUUUACUCUGACACCUUCAAUGUUGGAAAUUAUUUCUGGCAUCAUCUAAUGCUUUUUCUUAGGUUUUCACUAACUUAACAGUUUGCUGUAGCAAAUUAAAUACCACAUCUUAAUACUUCCUCUCCUAUAAAAAUAAUUUUUACUCCAAGAUAUUAUGUGGAAUGGGAGCUCCGGUGGCGAAGUGUGUUAAAGCACUGAGCUGCUGAACUUGCAGACCAAAAGAUCGCAGGCUCAAAUCCCGGGAGCAGAGUGAGCGCCCACUGAUGGCUCCAGCUUCUGACAACCUAGCAGUUCGAAAACAUGCAAAUGUGAGUAGAUCAAUAGGUGUGAAGGUAAUGGCGCUGCAUGCAGUCAUGUCGGCCACAUGACCUUGGAGGUGUCUACGGACAAAGCCGGCUCUUUGUCUUAGAAAUGGAAAUGAGCACCAACCCCCAGAGUCAAACAUGACUGGACUUAACGUCAGGGGAAACCUUUGCCAUUACCUAUAAUGUGGAAUGUAUGCCAAUGAUCAAGGGAAGAAAGGCUUAUUAAACAUUUACUAAAGAGAGAACUGACCCUGUUCUUUGCUGGCCUCAACUAUUUUGCUUUUCCUCACUACUAGCAGCUGUAGUCCAACUGCUUCUCUUUCAAACUAAACCUGGCAGGUUAUGUAAUAUUUUGACUCUGUUUCCUUUGAUUUGCAUGCCGUCUAUUAUCCCAAUAUAAUUAAAUAUGUUGUGGUUUCCGAAGAUGAAAUGAAGAUGAUUCUGUACUAUUGUCUGUUAGAACAAAAGACUACAGGUGGAAAGUAAUAAAAAUCCCACCUCUUUUUUUUUUUUUAAGAUCUGCAUCUGGAUGUUUUCUUGAAAGCAGUAUAGAUCAAAAGAGCCAAAUACAACCCUAGAUAAUUCAGGGACAUCAUACUCUGGGUCUUCUAUGGAGCAAAAUACAUAAAAUUCUUAUUGAUUCACAAUAAAAUAGAAAAAAUAGAGCCAUAUAACUGACACCGUUCAAUCAUUAAAAAUGUAACUGACUAGAGCUUUGAUUGGGAUCAUUGCUCUCCGGCUAGAGAUGGUGUGCUAUAUUUCUUAUAUGUUAUUUGUCCAAUCCACUGGAAUAAUCAUUUGCAUUACCUCUGCUGAAUCAAAUGGAAGCUGUAGAAUCAAAUAGAAGUGCAUUGCCAUGUUUUAAGUCAGCUCCUACACAUUUUAGUGAGUUUCUCAAUGAAAAUGUCUCAGUGAAUGUAUGUCUUCUUUCUUUACACAUUUUCACUCUUAACUCAUGCAAUGCUGCUUGUUCUAGCUUACUAAAGAAAGUAUUGUACUUUUUUUGUAAUCUGUAUUUUUCAAAGGCACAACACUGAUGAUAAUGGAUAGUAUUAACUGAUAUAGUCUUUAUGUUGUGGUGAAUAGCAGAGUCAAUAAAAUGAACUACUUGUA